UGCCUGGGAGCAAAGCUGUUCUGCUGUGGGAAGGAGAGGCUUUUGUUACUUAACAAGUCUGUGCUAUGACCCCACCCAAUCUCAAGGUAACUUUGUUCCAUAUUAGAUAAAACCUAUAAUCACUUUAUUUCUCUCAGCUUCCUUUACGGGGAGACUGCUGGCGGUUAGAGGUGGGCCUUCCUCCUCUCUGGCGUCUCAAUGGACCAGUCGCUGUAAACCACUGUUCUCUGGUUUUUCCUCGGGCAAGUGAAUAGUGUUUUUUCCUGAUGUCUUUGUUUGUGGGGUCUGCUGUUCCCGAUGUUUGUUGCUGUUUAUUCAACCCAGAACUUUCCUCUCGAGCUUCAUAAAGCUUGAUCUUAACAUGGUCAUGAGGUCCAAUGACUUGGUGGGUGGGGGUGGGGGAGAUAACUUUUUGUUAAAACCUCUGCUCUUGUAUAGGGCAGGAACUUGAAGCAUGAGAAAUAUUUCCUGUUCCAGUUAUAGUUUGAAUCUCAGAGGUCGGUCAUUGGUGAUUUUGUUUUGUCAGUAAUCGUUGCACAUACCUCCCCCUCCUGGCUUUUUCUUUGUGUUGUUGUUUUCUCUCCUGGCUUUCCUAGGAAAACACCUCCCAGAUAUAGGCCCUGCCUGGCUGCUUGACUAUUACGGUUUCAGGGCCUGGGCAUUACGCAAUCCAGCCAGUUACACAAACACAGGUCAUUUCAUAACUUGUUUUCAUCAGCUGGGCCCCCUUUUAAUGAAAGAAACAAAACAAAAACAAGACCCAGAACUUUUCCAAGGCUGCCAUUUAUCUGUUCCUUAGGUAACUUGUGAAAAUAAAUCAAGGGGACAGCUCUUUUCUGGUAUCAAGGAAUAGCAGACUACCUCUCUUCUUUGUAGCAGCCACCCUUCCCAAAAGACAGACGCACACACAAAAUUUCCCGGAGUGAACUUUUGCCAACUGUACCAGGCUGGGACAUUCCUCGCAUCAAAGAACUUUUACCAGAAAUGACUGUGAUUCCCAAGUCAGCCCUAAUCAUACCUCUCUAGUGCCCCCUACAGGACACUUGUAGAAGAACCAUCUGGGGAAUGUAUUUUUCCAGCUUCAAAGAUUGAACUUGAAAUUCCGGGUAGAUAUGCCUGGUUCAGGCAGUGCCUUCAUCCCCACCAUCAACGCCAUCACGACCAGCCAGGACCUGCAGUGGAUGGUGCAGCCCACAGUGAUCACCUCCAUGUCCAACCCGUACACACGCUCGCACCCCUACAGCCCCCUGCCGGGCCUGGCCUCCGUCCCCGGGCACAUGGCCCUCCCCAGACCCGGCGUGAUCAAGACCAUUGGCACCACCGUGGGUCGCAGGAGGAGAGAUGAGCAGCUGUCCCCCGAAGAGGAGGAGAAGCGUCGAAUCCGGAGGGAAAGGAACAAGCUGGCUGCGGCCAAAUGCCGGAACCGACGCCGGGAGCUGACGGAGAAGCUGCAGGCGGAGACAGAGGAACUGGAGGAGGAAAAGUCAGGUCUGCAGAAGGAGAUCGCGGAGCUGCAGAAGGAGAAGGAGAAGCUGGAGUUCAUGCUGGUGGCCCACGGGCCCGUGUGCAAGAUCAGCCCUGAGGAGCGCCGGUCGCCCCCAGCCCCGGGGAUGCAGCCCCUGCGCAGUGGGGGCGGUGGUGUGGGCGCCGUGGUGGUGAAACAGGAGCCCCUGGAAGAGGACAGCCCCUCGCCCUCAUCGGCGGGGCUGGACAAGGCCCAGCGCUCUGUCAUCAAGCCUAUCAGCAUCGCGGGGAGCUUCUACGGGGAGGAGCCCCUGCACACCCCCAUCGUGGUGACCUCCACGCCUGCCAUCACUCCGGGCACCUCGAACCUCGUCUUCACCUACCCCAGCGUCCUGGAGCAGGAGUCGCCAGCGUCGCCCUCCGAGUCCUGCUCCAAGGCUCAUCGCAGGAGCAGUAGCAGUGGGGACCAGUCGUCAGACUCCUUGAACUCCCCGACUCUGCUGGCUCUGUAGCCCAGCUGCCAGGGGCUCCUCGUCACUGCCUCCUCCCCGGGGACCAGCAUCCUGAGAGCUCCAGGGCUGCGAGGGCACGAGGGGAUGCUGCCGGGCUGGCUCUGGGGGGACCUCGGUGGGAUUCAGCAGUGAAGCACUGGAGCGCUGGGGUGAUCUCUCGGAAGUCGUGAAACCUCCUCCCUCGUUCAUCUUGCAGAGCGAAUCCUGUUUCUUGAAAACCUUGGAGAACCUAGCGUAGUGGACUCGGGCAUCCCUGGCUUCCGAAGAGCCCAAAGCCGGUGCGGACCGUUCCUGUCCGUCUGAGGACGUAUCCAGAGUGGUGGCGCCCUUCCCUGCCCUCGCAAGCAUGCGCGGUGCCUUUGACUUCACCUUCCCUCCAACUGCCCCUUCCAUCCCCCAGUGUCAAUUUCACUUCCUCUUGGUUUUUAUGAAAUUUGCCAUGACAUUUCAUCUGGGUGGUCUGAACAUGGAAACUCUCCAUUUCUGGAGAUGGGGCAGCCAGCUGGUGGCCCUUUUACUAGGGCCGACUUGUCCAGGAGGGGACAGUCAACGUGCAAUACAGAACCUUCCCUCUCCCGGCACUGCCUGCUCCACCCCACCUCCAGAAGCACCGGCAGGGCUCCCGGCCCGAGCUGUCCAGGAGACACACCCGUCGCUGGGAGGUGCAGAGGCAGGACCUUUCCUCCCCAUCCCUGGAGACAGCUCUUGGAGGAGCAGCCAGAAGACGGGGUGUGAGUGAGACAGCCAGGGCACAGGUUGCGUUUGCCAAACACCUAAUUAACAGGCCAGGAAUAGUGCCAACAAGCCACACGGUGUUUGAGCCGGCUUCCCUUCACUGGAGUCUUGAGCAGGACGGCUCCUGUAAUUACUGCCUCACCAUUCUGCCCCGGACCCUUCUCUCCAGACUAGGGAGGUGUCCCUCCCUAAGAGCCACGCAGCACUCCACGUCCCCGCUGGCUCCGCCCUCCUCCACCCUGGCUGUCAGGGUGACGCCACCCACAGAGAUUUAAUGAGAGAGGGCCUGGACCCUCCCCAGGUUGCUGCCAGAUGGCCCCUCCCCAAGCUUCUUAGGCACCUUUGCUGUGGAUGGGAAGGCAGGGGAGGGAGGAGGGAGGCCCAUGGAGUGGGGUUCACCUCCCACCAGCCCUGGUACCUGGCUUGCCCUUUCCUGGCUGCGCACCUCUCCAAAGUGCCCGUUGACAACUGGUGGAUCAAGUGCUUUCUCUUUAUACUCCCAACGUCCCCCCCCCAGUGUGCUCUGUGGGCCCCACAGCCGGCCUGGAGCUCUUGCUACAGCUCGCUGCUUAUGCAUCAUUCCUGGGGCUGCUGAAACAUGAGCUGAGAUGUGAUGUUUCUGGCUGUCCCCUUCCCACAGGUAGAAGGUGGGAAAGGGCUCCUCCUGGCCCCUAAGAGCAGAACUCAGCAGAGCUCAGCGUGGUCUGGGCCUCUUACCCCUGUGAGCGCCCCCCCCCCCCCCACCGGGCCCAGCCCCUCUGAUCUCCCAGAGUUGGGCCUGUGCUGGGCGAACGCUCUGAGGGAGACCUUGCUGUUGGGAUUCAGCUCUGGAGACUGUUGUGUGAUAAUUGGAAACUCUGUAGCUGUUAUUUAAAUCUAACCCAGUGGGGGCUAAGGGAGAGAGCAGUGACUGCUUCAAGCUCACCCAUUCUUUUGCACACCUAGGCCUCUGCACUGGUCCCUGAUCAGUGCCCAUGGGCUCCGCCCCACACACUCCACACACAGAAGGCAAUGGCCUGUGCUUAAAACACACAGCCGCUGCGACUGGAAGUGAUGUGUGAAAGGAGAGGUGAUUUAAAGAAAAAAAGGGGUUUUGUCCAAAAGUACCUUUUAAAUGUCAUUUCCUACAUUCCUCGGCUGUGAUGCUGCCUUCCUGGUUUUCCCGCGGUUCUGGGAGAGGUGUGCCUGAUAAGAACGGGCAGUUAGGUUUCUGGCUUCAGGCUAAUCCAAGAGGCAGGAGUCAGCCAGAAGUGGCCAGAGACUGGCAGAGAAAGCUGGGGUGCUCUCGGCUCCAAAGAGCUUAAUCAUCUUGAGCGGUGUUUGUGGCCACUAUUUGCAUGUAUAUAUAUAAAGUGAAGCUGCUUCCUGGUGCUUCAUUUCUGAAGGUCCUUUGUGCUCUAGUUUGCACGGCACCGACCCCAAGGCAGGGCACAAUCUGUGACUUGGCCAGGCUGGUCAUUUCCUGAGACGGAGUUUGGCUAUAGUUUGGACUUCAGGCUGUGUCGGCUUCGGGACCAGCCGAAGGCAGUACCCCAGCCACCUCCAGGGGACUCCCAGCUGCAUUCCCAUUCGGGACCCUCUGGCUCUGUCCUAGGAGGCAGUAGGAGGGUAUUUGGGGAAGGCCGACUGGUAUACCCAAGUCAAGAGCAUGCCCUCAGUUACUUCCUCUGGCUUGUUCUCCAAGUUCGUGUGCACACCUGCCACCUUGCUCUAGAGCCACUGGGCAUCAGGCCUGCUGCUUCUCUCUCCAUGGCUCCAGCUAAGGGAACAGCUGCUGCGGGGGGCUUUGCACUUGGCUGGGAACCGCCGUGCUUCCCCUGUGUCCCCAGCCGUGAGGCAGCUGGGGUGGACCCCAGCUGGGCUGCGGGCAGCUCUGGGACAGCUUAGGGCAGGCACUCCUUGACAAGCUAGUGUGGAAUGCAGUCUCGGCCCUCUGGCUGGCCUCUCUGGGACAGACCUCUUCCUGGCCAGGUGGAGGAGGACAGCUGCCGACACAGGAAAGAGGGGGUCCCAGGUGGAGCUUAGGAAGUGGCUGGGGCCAGCUCUGAGCAGAGAACUCGCUGGGGAGGUUUUCAGAAAGAAAUUGCUCUGCCUGUGUAAAAGGCCAGGUGUGUCCACUGUGGCCAGUCCCACAGGCACGUCAAAGCCAAGCGCCAUCAGAGGCUGCUGCUUCCCUUCCUCAGGCUUCAGGGGGAGGUGUUUUGUCCUUGCUCCCACUUGGCUCCAAGUGUAAGGGCGGGCUCAACUCCAUACGUAUUGGGACUCCUCUACCCUGUCCUUGAGGGACCAACAGUGCUCCUUGCAAUCUCACCAUGUAACUUUCAGGUUGAUUUCCUUCCUGAUCAGAUAGAUAUCUAUGUGGCCCCUUUAAGAAGGAAAAAAAUCAGCACCUACUAUGUGCCAGGCACUGUGUUAGGCACUUUUAUAUAUACCCUCUUUAGGAUGAGAGUAAGGGAUGAGGGCGUCCCUUAGCGAAGGUCCCCCAAACAUGGAUAAACAAAAACUUGGAGGUGAGAAGGUCUGUCUCCAAAAAUCCAAGGCAAGAUUGUCUUCAGUCUGAGGUUGGUUCUCAAAGAGCCACCCCCUACAAUAUCCUUCCACCUCCAAUUUCUUCUUUUCUCUCCACCCCGUGAUGUACUCCUUUGCCCUCCUCCAAUGGUCGGGGGUGGGGGUAACCCAAGUCCUUGUAGAAUUUGUGGACCAACAGGACAUGUGGUGUGUGUAACUGUCUUUUAAAAAUGUAAGUAAAGGGGUCUUGCUACUUUCUGCUUGUUGAGUCUUUGGCAUUCAUCUUAAAAGCCAGCAUCUCACUAUUUAUUGACAGGUUGGGGGGGUGUGUGUGCGUGUGUGUGUGCAUUUCCAGGUGUGCCCCUGUCCUCCUGCAGCUCCUACAAAGGAAACCCAGCCAUCCCACCACUGAUCUGACAUCUCCUCAUGCUUCUAGUGUUUUGGCCGAACAUCAACAAAGGGUUUUAAUUUUCCAGUUCAGGAGGGGCUGGGUCCAAUUUUGAGAAGGGUCUGGGAAGGGGAGGGGGAGAAGAAAUUGAUGUUUAUUUUAUUAUUUAUUUUAAAUGUUUACAUCCUUGUGUUGUACCAAGCCUGAAUAGAAACAGAUAGCAUUAAAGUACUCAGUUCCUCUCUCCCUCUCUUUUCUUCCUUAUUUUUUAAAAAAAAUUUAGGCUAAUGAUGCUUUUUUGUUCCUAAAAUGAUUUGUGAGUUGUGCUGUAUAAACUGUGUAAAAAGGUUCUGUUGUUAAAGAUGGAUUACCAUCCCCCCGGGGACAGGGGUCUCUAAGGAGUCAGCAUUGUAAGAGAAAACAAAAGAUCCUGUCCUGUUCCUGAAAACUUAUUUUCUCUGUAUGAUUAAAAAGUUUAUUCUAGUUA
Artibeus jamaicensis (Jamaican fruit-eating bat) is the source of this 6094-nucleotide messenger RNA. RefSeq names its product FOS like 2, AP-1 transcription factor subunit (gene FOSL2). Gene Ontology annotation, molecular function: RNA polymerase II cis-regulatory region sequence-specific DNA binding; DNA-binding transcription factor activity, RNA polymerase II-specific. Lineage: Eukaryota; Metazoa; Chordata; Mammalia; Chiroptera; Phyllostomidae. Gene Ontology annotation, cellular component: nucleus. The transcript is spliced from 4 exons. The coding region runs from base 1113 to 1976 and encodes 287 amino acids. The record is from RefSeq and is a predicted model, not a curated record. Gene Ontology annotation, biological process: regulation of transcription by RNA polymerase II.